AAUGAUGCUCAUCCAUCCAUCCGUAACUGGUCAGCCACAAAAGCAUCAUUUAAUUACUUCUUGCUUAGCAUUGCAGAAGAACGUCUUUACUCUUUCAUUAUCUAUUACUCAUAGCAGUAAAAAUGGGUAAAAAACGCUCCCACUCCGAUUCCGCUGAUGAAUCUCCUGCGAAAAGAAGGAGAGAGAGUACGGAAGUCCGGAGUACCGACGAAGUCGGGUCCAAAACUCCCCGCAAAGAACAUUUGGAGGACCUGUACCUCCAGGGCCAUCUACUUGGAACGGGUGGCUAUGGGGCAGUUUUUGCCGGCAUUCGCAAGGCAGAUGGCUUCCCAGUGGCAAUCAAAUAUGCCAGAAAGACUGAAAAGAAGCUAGAACUGCCUGGACUUGACGGGCCCAUGCCAUUGGAGGUGGCGCUGAUGAAGCUUGUUAGCAAUGAGUCAUCUUGUGCCAACGUGCUCAAGCUCAUCGACUGGUUUGAUGGACCACAGGAUUAUAUUAUGAUCCUGGAAAGACCGGACCCAUGCGAAGAUCUCUUUGAUUUUUGCAAAAGGAAAGGAGGCCUCCUGUCAGAAGGUGUUGCCAGGCACGUGAUGGUGCAGGUCCUCCACGCCUUGCGCCACUGCCAGGACUCAGGCGUCCUCCAUCGAGACCUGAAGUCAGAGAACCUUUUGAUCAGGACAGACACUCUGGAGGUCAAGCUCAUCGACUUUGGCUGUGGCGAUAUCUGGACAGAUUCCCACUACACAAAAUUUUCAGGCACAAAGAUCUUCGCUCCCCCAGAGUGGUUCCUGAGCAGAGAGUAUCUGGCUGGCCCCGCCACAGUCUGGUCUGUGGGGGUUACACUAUUUACUCUAGUGUGCGGCUACCUACCCUUCCACAACCAGACGGCAAUCAUUUCAGGCCGCCUGAAAUUCCCCCCAUGGGUCUCUUCUGGCUGCUGCAAUCUAAUUCGCGGGUGCCUGAGACGCAAGGCGGCGAAUCGGCGGAGCUUGGAGCAGAUUCAGCGCCAUCUCUGGCUGCAGCAGAAGUGACUGCUGACUAUUAUUGGGCCUUGUCAAUUAUUUUCUUACUGUUUUGAUUAAGGUUGAUUAGAUAAGGUUAUAUAAGAUAAGUUUUUUUAAGUUGUUAUAUAAGUUAAGAUUAUAUAAGAUACGUUUAUAUAAGAUAAGAUUAUAUAAGUUAAGAUAAGGUUAUAUAAGUUAAGGUUAUGUAAGUUAAGGUUAUAUAAGAUAAGUUUAUAUAAGAUAAGUUUAUAUAAGUUAAGAUAAGGUUAUAUAAGAAGAU
This is a messenger RNA of Brienomyrus brachyistius, 1284 nucleotides long. RefSeq names its product serine/threonine-protein kinase pim-1-like. The coding region runs from base 123 to 1031 and encodes 302 amino acids. Lineage: Eukaryota; Metazoa; Chordata; Actinopteri; Osteoglossiformes; Mormyridae. Gene Ontology annotation, biological process: protein autophosphorylation; regulation of mitotic cell cycle; negative regulation of apoptotic process. Gene Ontology annotation, molecular function: protein serine/threonine kinase activity; ATP binding. The record is from RefSeq and is a predicted model, not a curated record. Gene Ontology annotation, cellular component: cytoplasm. The transcript is spliced from 6 exons.